This is a messenger RNA of Vicugna pacos (alpaca), 2768 nucleotides long. It is a transcript of the gene BTC, whose product is annotated as betacellulin. Gene Ontology annotation, biological process: positive regulation of cell population proliferation; positive regulation of mitotic nuclear division; epidermal growth factor receptor signaling pathway. The record is from RefSeq and is a predicted model, not a curated record. Gene Ontology annotation, molecular function: epidermal growth factor receptor binding; growth factor activity. Lineage: Eukaryota; Metazoa; Chordata; Mammalia; Artiodactyla; Camelidae.
GUGGGUGUGGGUGUGGGGUAACUUGGGUGGGAACAACGUAGAGGCCACCACCACGAAGCCCUGCGCCUCUUCGGCGGGGUGUGUGCGGAAAGAGUGCGGAUAAAUAGGAGGCACCCUCCUCCCGGCGACAUUCGCCUGGCCGGCCGGCCGCCCGCCCUGGGUGUUUGCCCGAGCGGUAGCCAGGGUGCCAGCGUGGGGAGUAGUUUCGUUUCCUGCUGGCUCCGGGAUCCGUUUCCAGGCACCCCGUCCCGGGAAGAGGGCGCAGGAGGAGGCGGGAGACUUGUCUCGGGGCUGCCGGGCCCCGCAGCGGGGUUGAUGGCCCGGGUCGCCCCGGGCAGCAGCGCCAGCAAAUUGCCACUGCUUCUGGCCCUCGCCCUGGGUCUAGUGAUCCUCCACUACGUCAUUGCAGAUGGGAAUUCAACCAGGAGUCCUGGAGAAGAUGGCCUUCUCUGUGGAGAUCUCGGGGAAAACUGCCCAGCUACCACCACACAACCAAAGAGAAGAGGCCACUUCUCUCGGUGCCCCAGGCAAUACAAGCACUACUGCAUCAAAGGGAGAUGUCGCUUCGUGGUGGCCGAGCAAACGCCCUCCUGCAUCUGUGAGGAAGGCUACGCUGGGGCAAGAUGUGAGAGAGUUGACUUGUUUUACUUAAGAGGAGAUAGAGGGCAGAUUUUGGUGAUUUGUUUGAUAGCAGUUAUGGUCAUUUUUAUCAUUUUGGUGGUUGGUGUCUGCACAUGCUGUCAUCCUCUUCGGAAACAUCGUAAAAGAAGAAAGAAGGAAGAAGAAAUGGAAACUCUGGGUAAAGAUACAACUCCUAUAAAUGAAGACAUUCAGGAGACUAGUAUUGCUUAACGUUAAUGAAGGUACCUCCAUUCUGGUGGCAAGCUACAAAAUGCCUUAUUCAUUUGAAAAUGGACAGAAUGUGUCUCAGGAAAACAGCUAGCAACAUGAAUUUUAAAUAAUGUAUUUACUUUUUGUUUGUAACGUUAACUUGUGUUGUUUACUAUUGUUUUUAUAAUAAGAACAAAUAAUUUUAUUAUUGUUUGGUAAUUGGGGAAAAGCACCCAGUUAAGAAGGGAAAUUUUAAUAAACUUCCACUUAAGUUUUGUCACCAGGGAUUAUUAGUCAAACAAACAAAAAAAUAGGAAGGAGUUUAGAUCUUAAGAACUGAAUUAAUAAUAAAGCUGCCAUUUAUAUGACACUAUGUGCUAAGAGUGUGAAAUAUAUUGUUUUCUUUAAUUCCUUCAAGAACCUAUGAUCCUCAUUUCUCAUGCAUAGAAACAGGCCUUAAGAAGUUGAAUAAUUUAACCCAGAUUUACAGAGUCAGGAUUUGGUGGAGCUGAAAUUGGAACCAAGAUUUACCCAAGUUCAACAUUCAUGCUGUUAACCAUCAUUUUUGUUCAUUGGCGUUUCUGCAAACCAAUUCAUAAUAUAACCCAAUAUUUUACACUAAAGUGUUGUUUUGCCAUGACUCUGGGACAUUGGGACAUUUUCCUGCAGAAACUCAGAAUUCAGAGUCCUGGGUAUAUGUUACUGUUAUUACCAACAUGCUUUCUGUAGUCUUGACUUUCAUUAUGUUUCUUUGCUCCUUUAUAAAUUCUCAGUGAUUUUCAUACAUUCUUACCUUAGUUAAGCAAAAUUUGCCCCAUUGCUAGGGUAAUGAAUAGAGAUGGAAAGUAAAUGUCUGACAGUCUUCAAGUCCCAGGUAAGUGUCUAUGCUCAUUAAAGGAGAGGUAACAGCUCUAAAAGAGUUUAUUUAUCCUCUGGUAAGUGGUCAGUGACAGCACAGCAGAGCCCAGGCAGAGACUGGCUGUGACCACAUCCUCAUUUUUGUUCUUCUGAAAAACAAUGCCUGUGAUUACUCUCAGGUAAAUUUUGGUGAAAUGAAAUCAUGACCAUAAUCAUCUAUUACUUGGAAUCAUCUUGCCAAAUGCUUCUUCAACUCCAUAUUACAUUGAAUAAAGAUUCUUUUAAAACUGAAAAAGCAAAGUGCACAUUUAGCUGGAAUUCCAUAGAAUAUGGAAAGUUCUACUCUGACUGAGUGGACCAUUUUCAAAACUGAUGACAGAUGUCCCCAAAUUAUGGCACGUUAGCUAUUGUGCUUGUCAGCAAAGCAGCUUUUCCAGAAUCUUUGUAACUUUUGCCUGGCAGUGUAGAUGCCAUACACCAAGGAAAAGGGGAGUUCAGAGAAAAGGUGAAGCUGAAAACUGCCGUCUAUCACACAUCAUGUUUUAAGUGAGACUGAGGCUGUGAUUAAGGUGUAACACAGAAAUAGCUCAAAUAUCAAUACGGGCUAAGUCAAACCACCGAUAAUUUUCUAAAUCCAUUUUUCCUUCUGACUUAACAUCCUUGAAAUAGGAUUAUAUUCAACUGAACCCUGUUGUAUAUGCUAUAUUUUCAAAAGCCUCCUUCUGAGUCAUUCUUUCCCUUUCUCAGUCUUCUUUGAUACUAAAAGUGCUUGAAGCCAAUGCUUAUUAGAAUGUUAAAGUCAAAAAAUCAAUGCUGUUAAUGCUGCUUCUUUCCUGAACUGAGGUUGCUUGACCAAUGGAAACUCUCAAGCCAAUUCAAGCUUGGGAAUUUUGUUUUGAUUCUAAAAAUGUUAAGGGUGUCUCUUGAAAUUUGGUAGGUCUGAACUACCAAGAAAGACCUUCAAAGAUUCAUAUCUUUUCAAAAUGUAUUUUAUAAUUGUUUGGCAUAUGCUAAGUGACCUUGUUUAUGUAGACUGCCAGUAUUAUCAUGUAAUAAAAUAAAUUUAUUUUUAAAACAAA